Microstroma glucosiphilum is the source of this 609-nucleotide messenger RNA. RefSeq lists its product as hypothetical. Bases 1 to 609 code for a protein of 202 amino acids. The record is from RefSeq and is a predicted model, not a curated record. The transcript is spliced from 2 exons. NCBI's taxonomy places the organism in Eukaryota, Fungi, Basidiomycota, Exobasidiomycetes, Microstromatales, Microstromataceae.
AUGUCGAGCAAUGUAGAGCAGCGACUGUCGCAAGAGGCGUCUGGCAGGGAGUGGAAGACUAAUCGAACCUCUCUGCGUGCCCUAGAUGUACUUACCUCGGACGUCCCGCACCUGCUUAUCCGCACACCACCCUCGAGCGCGAUCUUUGGCAGGCACGUUCCACGCCAGGACAUCGCAAAAUCCGUAAAUGGCUACGAUGACGGCGUAGGUACCAAUGCUGCUGACCUUGCUUCGCAAGUCUGCCUCUUCUCCUUCCAACAAAGCCGAGACGAGCAGACGAUCAUCCUUCCCUGCCAACACGAAGGCGGGUACGACAGGCUGAAGCAGGAGAUCGAGGCUCUCAUUGCAGACGAACAGCAGUGCAUGUCGAGCUCAGUACCUCCCGACCGUUGGCAGCUGAGUGGACCUUGGCGUGUCAUGCGCCUUAGGGGCCCUUUGGAGCACCACUUCAUCGGAAUCAUGCAGUCUCUCACUACUUCCUUCGUCCAAAGUGGGUGCUCCAUCCUUGCACUCUCCACUUGGGAUACCGACUAUCUCCUGCUUCAGGAGGGACAGUACGAGAGGGCUGUAGAGGGCUUGAAGAGAGAUGGAUGGGUGGUCGCGUCAUAG